UGACGGUGCACCAGACCAUCAGCGAUGUGCGUGGCAGUUACUACCAGGAGAAGACGGUGUUCCUGCGCUGCACCGUCAACUCCAACCCUCCCGCACGAUUUAUCUGGAAACGUGGGAGCAUGCUCAUCGAACAGAGCAAGGACAACGGAGUGGACAUCUAUGAGCCGCUUUACACCCAGGGUGAGACCAAGGUGCUGAAGCUGAAAAACCUAAGACCCAAGGACUUUGCUGAUUACACCUGCCAGGUGUCUGUGCGCAAUGUGUGUAACAUCGAAGAUAAGUCGGUCACUUUCAGGCUCACAAAUGCUACCACUCCCCCAAUGAUCCGGCUGUCUGUCAACGACACGGUGGUGGUGGAUCCCGGGCAGGAUGUGCUCUUAACCUGCGAGGUUACUGCAGGUUUCCCCCUCCCCACUGUGACGUGGUCGCGUUACCCCGGCCCGCUUCCCCUCAGCGCCCAAGUUCGAGGGCCAACACUGAUUUUGCGGGCGGUCACGCCGGCCGACGCGGGCUUCUACAACUGCUCGGCUGUCAACAAUGUGGGCAACCCUGCGCGCAAGAACGUCAAUCUGGUUGUCAGGACGAUGGGCAACCUGACCUUCCAAAUUACACCAGACUCCAACAAGGACAGCGAGACCAUCCAAAUGGGUCGGGACCUCAAGCUGUCGUGCCACGUCGACGCCACCCCACAGGACAAGGUCAACUACACCUGGUACAAGAACGGUGCACCUGUCUUCAACUCGGAUAGCCUGAUCCUGCUGCGCAGCGACCCCGACAUGGCACCCGGCACCAGCAGCUUGGAGAUCGUGGACAUGAAGUUCAGAGACUUGGCUACCUACAGCUGUGUGGCAAACUUCCCAGGCAGCAGGGUCCCGGAGCUCCGUGUGGAUGUCAACAUCUCUCAGAACAGUGUCUCUCCUCCGGUGCUGUCGGUCCCGUCAGGAGGUCAGAUGGUCAUUGUGCGAGAGAGAGGUAACGCUGAGCUGGUGUGCUUAGUAGUGGAUGGCAAACCACGUCCACCUAUACUAUGGUCACGGACAGAGAAGGACCUGCUGAUGCCAUCAGGGCAGACUGUGGUGGAGACGCCCGAUGGCCGCUUGAGGCUAAGAAAUGUCAGCCGCGACAUGAUGGGGACGUAUCGGUGCCAGACUGCUCCGUACAACGGGCUUAACAUCAAACGCAGAGAGGCACAGGUCCAACUCAAUGUGCAGUAUCCUCCCAUAUUGGACCCAGUCUUCCAGGACAUGCGUUCCAGGAACUAUCAGAUGGUGACCCUGCGGUGUACGGUCCUACGGUCCAACCCGGCACGUCUGACAGACAUCCGCUGGUUCCGUAACGGUGAUUUCAUUCGAAUGCCGAUGCCGGACCUUAAGGAGACGCCAGAGCUGAAGUUCAAGCUGGAACCUACCAACAACGGCUCUUAUGAGUGCCGAGUCAGCAAUACUGCAGGAACAUCAACAUGCACAUUUAAUGUCUCUGCACAACCCUACAAUGCUGAGUUUUACUUUGACACACCCAACCCAGUCCGGAUUCUGAAAGGUAACAACUAUUCCUACAAUCUGCAGUGGACACAGAGAGAUCCUGAAGCCACAGACCGUAUCAUAGGCUACUGGAUUAAUAUCCGAAAGAACAAGCAGAACCUGCUGUCGAAGCUAAUAAACCUAAAGGGUAAGGAGCCAGAGAAGGGUGUGCUGAUAUCUCACACCAUAUCAGACCUGAGAAUCCCUCUGUCCUACGAGGUCCAACUGGCCCCCAUCACCACCUACAGCACUGGGGAAUAUGUCACUCGCAUCAUCCAGUACUCAGAACCCUACACCUACCCAAGGCCUUCAGACCAUGUGUGUGGUUUUGAGGAUGAACGGAUCUGUGGUUUCUCUCAAGAUCGGAGUGACAUCUUUGACUGGACGAGACAGAAUCACCUGACGCAGAAUCCGAAGCGAUCUCCCAACACAGGCCCUGAGACUGACCGCAGUGGAACUAGGGAGGGUUACUACAUGUACAUUGAAGCAUCGCGACCACGCGUUCAGGGAGACAAGGCUCGUCUGCUGUCUCCGCUUUUUAAUGGGACCUCAGUCAGAGGCCCCAAGGGCUCCGGCAGAGUACCAUACUGUGUCUCCUUCUACUACCACAUGAAGGGCAAACACAUCGGCACUCUCAAUGUGCUUCUGAGAGUAAGAAGCAUUGCCUCUGUGGACUCGGUGAUAUGGACGAAGUCCGGUCAUCAAGGCCCGGACUGGAAGAAAGCGUUCUUCGACAUCAGCCCCAGUGGACCCUUCCAGAUUGUGUUUGAAGGAGUUCGAGGCUCGGGUUUCGAAGGGGAUAUUGCCAUUGACGACGUGUCCAUCACCUUAGGGAAGUGCAAACAGGAGAACACUGUAGCCAGCGCAGUUCUGAUCGGUGGAUCACACUCACUCCCACUGGCCAGCUGGCUGACCUUUGGCCUCUCCUGCUUCCUGUCGCUACUCUACAGAUGAUGAGCACUCCCCACAACACCCUCACCUGUCUGCUCUGACAGACACUGCCCUGACUCGCGCUCUUGUACUUCUCUCUCCACCCUUCCCCUUGUCCUUCCCUCCACUUACCUGUCUGUCCUCUUCACUCGUCGUCUUUCUAUCCUUCAUGCAUCCAUUUCAUCCAUCUUGCUUAGAUAGAUGGUAAAACAAAGCCACAAAGCGUUGUCUAGUUUCUCCUCCUCUGCUUUCUUUGAACAUUUCGUCCCCAGACACUCAGUAUAGCCAACUGACACUUGUACCAUAUUUAAGGUGAACAUACUUAAUGAUCUUCGACAGAUGAACUUAACAACAUUGAUCUGAUUAGACUCACGUUAUCCAUGUCAGUGUGUCACUUUGUCACCUUUUCCUGCCCUUCAUCAACCCUCUUCGUCCAUACUCGCACCCUCUCAUGUACCUCCGCUCCCUUGAACCGCAAUCCUCGACGGCCCUUCCACCCGAUUCCCGAGACACACCAAAGUGUCGGACACUCUACCAAAGAUGACAAAGGACCUGAGGGAAUAAAACGAGGGAACAGGGAUUCCAGGAAGAAAGUAAAAGAGAGAAAGUGGGGAAAAUCCUUCUUUUUUUUUUUUUUACAGAAACGGUCUCCCUUCUGUCCCAACCUUUGGGACCAUGGGAGCUACUGAAUGACAAAGAGACAGAUGAAAAAAAAAA
Molecule: messenger RNA, 3167 nt
Organism: Seriola dumerili (greater amberjack)
Lineage: Eukaryota; Metazoa; Chordata; Actinopteri; Carangiformes; Carangidae
Product: MAM domain-containing glycosylphosphatidylinositol anchor protein 1-like
Exons: 14
Coding region: 120-2474 (784 amino acids)
Biological process (GO): nervous system development
Cellular component (GO): membrane
Molecular function (GO): protein binding
Source: RefSeq, a predicted model, not a curated record